Messenger RNA from Pleurotus ostreatus (oyster mushroom), 1158 nucleotides. RefSeq lists its product as uncharacterized. Gene Ontology annotation, biological process: lipid metabolic process. The record is from RefSeq and is a predicted model, not a curated record. Bases 1 to 1158 code for a protein of 385 amino acids. Lineage: Eukaryota; Fungi; Basidiomycota; Agaricomycetes; Agaricales; Pleurotaceae. The transcript has a single exon.
AUGUCUUCUCUCAACAUCCACCAGCAAGUUUUCGGCCUCUCGCUCGCCUCCAACUUACUGACGGUGAGCAAGGGAACGGAGGCCGAAUUGCAGAGCGAGUUGGACUCGACUUUGCAACCCAUCAUUGCAAAUAACAUCGGCAAUUGGAACGUCGUUUGGGGACCUAGAGUGUGGAAGACCGCUCCCAGUGACCCAAACUCGGGACCCGACCGCGUCUGGUACAUUGCGCACAACCCAUCUGCGAGUUUCGUGGAUGGUAUCUACGAUGCUUACGUCCUGGCCGUCGCUGGGACCGCGAAUAAUUCGACGGAGAACCUGGUAAUCGACGCCUACGUGAACGAAGUCGUCGACUUCAAUGACUGGGUGCAGACUGGGAUAACCAAUCCUCCCGAGCAAGCUGCAACUGUUGACCAGGCGAAGCCGUACAUUGCCUAUGGAACAGCAUCCGGUAUCUCCACCCUCUUGACCGUACCCAGCCCUGCUGGGCAGACCAUCAUCGAGUUUCUGGCCACCAUCCCUCCUACAUCUCGACUCGUAUUCACAGGACACAGCCUCGGAGGUGCUCUGUCGCCAACAGUCGCGCUGGCACUGUUGAGAGCGGGGCUCCUGAAGAACGCACCAGGAAAUGUCUUUGCUUACCCCACCGCCGGUCCAUCGCCAGGGAAUGGACCGUUCGCUGCCCUGUUCGCGCAGAACUUCCCUCUGAUUACUGAUGGUCCUGCGGCCUAUCAGAUGUGGAAUGGAAAUCUCGCAAAUACGAAAGACAUCGUUCCCCAUGCAUGGAAUAUUGAGUCUUUGAAAGCUAUCCCGACACUCUACGGCACCUUACCAUUUCUUCUUAAUGUGAUAGUCGUGGCCAUAGUCAAUGGCGCCAUUGACCUAGCCAACGCGUCGGGCUUGGUGUACGUCCCGCUUCAGGGACAGACAUUCCCUACACCUGCUCUUGAUACGCCUCAGACUCUACAGUCAUUCCUCGAAACGGCGUUACAAGAACACAUGGGAGCUUACGAAUCAUUCAUUGCGGCUCCAAGCAUCCUGCCUUCGCACGAACCGGCUUCAUCGACGGAGCAGGCUAGAGGUCUGCCCAUUCUAGGAGGAAUUUAUCAAGCACAUCGUGAGGCGAAGGAAAUGGAAAGGUUGGAAAAAGAGGGAAAAUAA